Molecule: messenger RNA, 735 nt
Organism: Arabis nemorensis
Lineage: Eukaryota; Viridiplantae; Streptophyta; Magnoliopsida; Brassicales; Brassicaceae
Source: the annotation of a GenBank genome assembly
AUGUCUUCUAGAUCAUCGCUUCAUUCAUUACCACCAACAACAAAGAUUGAUUCACCUCCUGAUUCACCUACAGUUUCUUCAAUCCCAGAUAGUCAUGGAUCUUCACCUCACACGAUUAUCCCAUCUCCUUCCGUAGCUUCUUCGGUUCCGAUGAAGAACGAGACUCCUUUUAGGGUUUCUAACGGAGAUUUCGUUGAUCAGAAAGUGAGCGAGUCUAGGAGACAGUUGAGGCCGAGCUUCUCUAUUACUACUCGUGAAUCGAAAUGGGGAAAUUUGGUUAGGAAAUCUUUGCUUGGAUUUAGGGUUUCUGCGUUUUUGUCAUGUCUCGUUUCUUUCUCUGUUAUGGUUGCUGAUAGAGAUAAAGGAUGGGCUCGUGAUUCUUUCUACAAAUACAAAGAGUUCAGGUUCUGUUUGGCUGCGAAUUUGAUUGGUUUUGUGUACUCAGCUUUUAUGAUAUGUGAUCUCGUUUAUCUAUUAUCAACUAGCAUCCGAAGAUCACGACAUAACCUGCGACAUUUCUUGGAAUUUGGUCUUGAUCAAAUGAUAGCGUAUCUUCUUGCAUCGGCUUCAACUUCAGCUUCGAUCCGUGUAGACGAUUGGCUAUCAAAUUGGGGAGCAGACAAGUUCCCAGACUUAGCUAGAGCAUCUGUCUCACUCUCUUUCGUAUCAUUUGUCUCAUUCGCCUUUUGUUCCUUGGCUUCCGGUUAUGCACUAUGUUCACUCCGGUCCAUCUAA